AUGAAAUGGUCUUUUCUGUUUUGCUGUGGACUGGCCGCUGCGUCAGCUCUCAACAAACCUCCAAUUAAGAAGUUCGAGCUUGAUCUUACUUGGAGCAGUCGAGCGCCGGAUGGUGUUGAGCGAAAACAAAUCUUGGUCAAUGGACAGUCUCCUGGGCCCCCUCUCAUCAUUGAGGAGGGCGACGAGGUUGAGGUGACAGUCAACAACUUCCUACCGUUUAACACUACAGUCCAUUACCAUGGAAUUGAACAACAGGGUACAUCUUGGUCAGAUGGCGUGCCUGGCGUGUCUCAAAAAUUGAUUGCACCUGGGCGUAAAUUCGUUUCAAAAUUUACUGCCACGCAGUAUGGAACAUAUUGGUACCACUCGCACUCCAGAGGGCAGAACAUGGAUGGUCUUUACGGAGCGAUCUACAUCAGACCCCGAGAGAUCCCCGAAAGCCUCGUAAAUGCAAUUUCCAACGACAGUCUGGCUCGUUCCCAGAUCCAAAAGGCAUUCCAAGACCCACAGUUGCUCAUGAUAUCUGACUGGUUUCACAACACAUCCGAAGAACUUCGCCAGAUCUCGCUAUCUGCAAACAUUGACACCCUAUGUGUGGAUUCUAUCUUGAUCAAUGGCAAAGGAAGAGUGCGCUGUGUCGAUCCAGGCUAUUUGACCAGUCUAGUACCUCCUCCUUUGUCACCUCUCCUUCAAGGCCAAAAUUUCACAGCAAAGGGAUGUCUCCCCACCCACAAUACCUUUGCUCAAAUGACCUCGACCCACCACUUUAACAAAUUACCACCAUCCCUUUUUGACCAAUGCAAUGCGACGAACACACCAGAAGAGGAGAUAAAGGUUGAUCCCCACGAUGGGUGGAUGAGUCUUAACUUGAUAGGCGCCGCAUCCAUCUCAACCCUCACAUUCUCUCUCAACAACCAUUCCCUGUGGGUAUAUGAGGUUGAUGGCCAAUACAUCGUGCCAACUAAAGUUGACGCACUCACACUAACCAACGGUCCCCGUUACUCCGUACUUGUUGAGUUAAACAACAAGCCUGGUGACUAUAGAAUGACACUAGCAAAUGCAGGGCUCAAUCAGAAGAUCGCCGGAUACGGCGUGUUUUCCUACAUCAAUGGCGAUCCUUCUGUGGUAGGAACAUCAUCACUCAACUACGGCGGUGUCCCGAGUCCGCAUGCCAUCCUGCUAGAUGAAAAUACCGUCAAGCCAUUGAUCCCAAACGCACCAGCUGCGAAAGCAGAUUCAACAUUCCUCCUUGAAAUCGGUCGUAUUGAGAAAGCCUGGAAAUGGUACCUCAAUGGAGAUCAUUCAUACGACUUGUCAUUGGAGACGGAAAAGCCUCUGUUGUGGGACUAUCAAUCACGAGAAAAUAGCAGCCUAGUCAUAACAACCAAGAACGGAACCUGGGUGGACAUCAUAUUUGAUGUCACUGGGAACAAGACGACACUCCAGCCAGGUCAUCCGAUUCAUAAACACUCCAACAUGGUCUACGUUCUGGGCGCUGGAUCUGGAAAGUUCAAUUGGACCACCGUCGAAGAAGCAAGAAAGGAUAUCCCAGACAUGUUUAACCUGGUGGAUCCGCCGAAAAGAGGUGUGUCAUUUCAAUUAUGGAAACAUCAGAGUGGCGGCUCACAGGUCAUUCCAGAUACAUUUACAACACUGCCUGCCCUGAAAGGUCCGAGCUGGAUGGCAGUUCGAUACCAUGUUCAAAAUCCUGGGCCCUUUUUGAUCCACUGCCACAUUGAUCCCCAUCUAACAGGUGGAAUGGCACUCGCCAUGCUUGAUGGCAUAGAUGCAUGGCCUGAGAUUCCUGAGCAAUAUGGCCCGACUGGUGAAUGGGGCAAUGCAACCGAACGACAGUGA
Messenger RNA from Penicillium olsonii, 1857 nucleotides. Lineage: Eukaryota; Fungi; Ascomycota; Eurotiomycetes; Eurotiales; Aspergillaceae. The record is from the annotation of a GenBank genome assembly.